AUGUCGGACCCUUACUAUCCCGCCCACCAGCCUUACACAGCUCCCCAAGACAACGGGUUUCAACCUCCUCUUGAGAAUCAAGACCAAUACCAAGGCUCAGUGUAUGGCUACGAGCCUCAGCAGACGCAUAAUCCUCAGCUGGAAGGUUACCAGAACGCGUACAAUCAGCAACAAUAUACACCCUCAGCUCCAGGCCAAGAGUACGCGCCAAUUCAGACAACCUACCAUCCGGUCUCAGAACCACAAAAUGGAUACCUGACUCCAGCAUCGACCAUGGCGUGGGCAGAUGCCUAUACGCACAGAUACGAUGACACCCGGCUAAGCCCCCACUACGAGACUCUAAGUCUUUCUUGCUCACAUUCUGGUGCCUGCACGAGAAUUGAGAGGCCCAAGCUAACUUGUUUUGAAAGCGACCCAAGUCUGCAUGAAGACACCCAAUACUCAGCGGCAAAUGAAGUUUCAUCCUCAGCAAGACACGAAGACGAGAUUGAUGCGGAAGGGGGCGAACGUGGAAUAGGAGGCGCCCUUGUCGGCGGGGUGACUGGAUAUUACCUGGGUCAUAAGAAAAGCCAUGGUUUAUUGGGCGCUAUUGGUGGUGCUUUGUUAGGGAACUUCCUCGAGAACAAGAUAGGCGAGAGGAACGAGGAUGGGGAUUCGCAUUCUGGGCAUGGACGACACCAUGGGCAUGGUAGGCGUCGCACCCGCCAUCAUCGUCGUCAUAGGAGACACAGUCGGUCCGAGUCGAGACAUAGUCGUCACAGUUCUAGUUCGUCCUCUCGGUAG
Aspergillus nidulans FGSC A4 is the source of this 783-nucleotide messenger RNA. RefSeq lists its product as uncharacterized. The record is from RefSeq and is a predicted model, not a curated record. The coding region runs from base 1 to 783 and encodes 260 amino acids. The transcript is spliced from 2 exons. Gene Ontology annotation, cellular component: outer membrane. Lineage: Eukaryota; Fungi; Ascomycota; Eurotiomycetes; Eurotiales; Aspergillaceae.